UUACCACCACAUAUUGCGCGGUUUGUAGCUGUUUAGCACUUUCGAAUUUUGUUUUUUGCAAGUUUGUAGAUUACAUUCCACAAAAGCAUCUCUGCAAUUGUACUUUUCUUCGUUUCGGUAGUCGGCUGAGCUCGGCCAUUUUUCUUUUUCUUUUACUGAACGAGUGAAGUAGACGUUCGACGCGUUUUUCGUUCGUGUGCUGAAAAUUUGCAAGAACUUGUAGCCCAUGUGAAAAAACUGAUGAGAUAGCAAAAAAAGAAUAUACUGCCGUAUACACCAAAAAAAAAAGUCCCUUAACUGAACUGAAACUCUUAAUAGAUAGAGAAAAGACAAUUUUGGUUUUAUUUCUUCUCGAUUUCUAUAUACAAUAGAAGCAGUGUAAGCAAGUGAGCAAGCAUUCGAGAUUUUCCUAAACGGAAAGAAAGAAAAAACCAGCAACUGAUUGGAGGGUAAUAUGAGUAAUGCUAUUAACCAAAAUGGCACAGGUCUAGAGCAGCAGGUUGCUGGUCUGGACUUGAAUGGCGGCAAAGCUAAUAAUAGCAGCCCCAUAACAACGAAGAGUUCAUCUAAUUCCGGCGUUUAUAUCCCUCCACAUCUACGCGGAGGUGGCAACAGCGCACCUAACGCUAAUAGUGAUAAUCGCGAGGAGAGAACUCCAUCGUCAAAGUACGAAGGCAGAGAACAGCGCGGCGGCGGCGGUGGAGAGUAUCGCAGAGGCGGCGGUGGUCGUGGUUAUAACAAUUCGGGUGGUGGUUACUCCGGCGGUGGGCGUCGUGGUGGUGGAGGCAGAUACGAGGAGAACAGCGGCGGUUUCGAAGUUGAAGGUGAAACCCGACGUGGUGGAGAAGAUUGGAAUCGUGGAGGUCGUGGCCCGCAAAAUUCGCGAACAUUUGAUAGGCGGGAAAACGGAGGCUAUCGUGGCGGACGCAAUCAAGGCCAGGGCGGUGGUGCCGGUAGUGGAAAUACCAGUAAUCGUAACAGUGAAACCUUCGACGAUCAAGCACAACCACAACAACCUCGCAACGAUCGUUGGCAGGAGCCAGAGCGUCGCCCAGAAGACGGUGCACAGCAACGCAACGAAAGAGGCGGAGGUGGUGGUGGCAACGGCGGAGAACGUAACUAUGGCGGACGAUGGAAGGAAGAUCGCCGCGGCGACAUCGACUACACUAAAUUGGGACCACGUGAUGAACGCGUGGAGACGGAACUGUUCGGUGUCGGCAACACCGGCAUUAACUUUGACAAAUACGAGGAUAUACCCGUGGAAGCGACGGGACAGAAUGUACCGCCUAACAUCGUAUCGUUUGAUGACGUGCAGCUGACCGAGAUCGUACGCAAUAACGUGAUGUUGGCUAGAUAUGAUAAACCGACACCGGUGCAGAAAUAUGCGAUCCCAAUUAUAAUAAAUGGGCGCGAUUUAAUGGCCUGCGCACAAACCGGGUCGGGCAAGACAGCAGCUUUUUUGCUGCCUAUUCUCAAUCAAAUGUAUGAGCAUGGCAUGACGCCGCCACCGCAAAAUAAUCGCCAGUACAGUCGCCGUAAGCAGUAUCCGCUUGGGCUAGUACUGGCACCGACGCGCGAGCUCGCCACACAGAUUUUCGAGGAGGCCAAGAAGUUUGCGUAUCGCUCUCGUAUGCGUCCCGCUGUACUCUACGGCGGUAAUAAUACAAGUGAGCAAAUGCGUGAAUUGGAUCGUGGCUGCCAUCUGAUUGUGGCUACGCCGGGUCGUCUGGAGGAUAUGAUUACACGCGGAAAGGUGGGUUUAGACAACAUACGAUUUUUGGUAUUGGAUGAGGCCGAUCGUAUGUUGGACAUGGGUUUCGAACCACAAAUCCGACGCAUUGUAGAGCAAUCUAAUAUGCCACCAACUGGGCAGAGGCAAACUUUGAUGUUCUCGGCUACUUUCCCCAAACAAAUACAAGAGCUGGCAUCUGAUUUUCUUAGCAAUUAUAUAUUCUUGGCUGUGGGACGUGUUGGUUCCACGUCGGAGAAUAUAACCCAAACUAUUUUAUGGGUAUACGAACAAGAUAAGCGUUCGUAUUUGCUUGAUCUAUUGUCGUCGAUACGCGCCGGUGCCGAGUACUCAAAGGAUAGUUUAACGCUUAUCUUCGUAGAAACGAAAAAAGGCGCCGACGCACUGGAAGAGUUCCUCUACCAAUGCAAUCAUCCGGUGACAAGUAUUCACGGUGAUCGUACACAAAAAGAACGUGAGGAGGCUUUACGUUGCUUCCGUUCCGGCGAUUGUCCCAUUUUGGUUGCCACUGCGGUGGCAGCACGUGGCUUGGACAUUCCCCAUGUGAAGCACGUUAUUAACUUUGACCUGCCCUCAGAUGUGGAGGAGUACGUACAUCGCAUUGGUCGUACAGGCCGUAUGGGCAAUCUCGGUGUUGCUACAUCGUUUUUCAAUGAGAAGAAUCGCAAUAUUUGUGGUGAUUUGUUGGAGUUGCUCGUCGAGACAAAGCAGGAAGUUCCUGGUUUUCUUGAAGAGAUGCUCUCAUCAGACCGCACGCAUAGUGGCAAUCGGCGACGUGGAGGCGGUGGUGUUGGACGCUACGGCGGCGGUUUUGGCUCUCGUGAUUACCGUCAAACUUCUGGCGGAGGCGGUGGUGGAGGUGGCCCCCGUAGCGGUGGUGGCGGUGGUGGUCCGCGAAGCGGCGGAGGUGGAGGUGGUGGAUCGUACCGCAGCAAUGGUGGCAGUUCUGGUGGUGGCUACUAUGGCGGUGGUGGAGGUGGAGGUGGUGGCUCUUACGGAGGCAGUUACUCGGCAUCUCAUGCUAACUCCAACUCCGGUCCCGAUUGGUGGGGAAGUUAAAUAAAGUGAACUGAUUGCGAAUAUCCGCUGAAAGCGAAAAAUCAAAUAAAUGAAAUGUAUGAAAAAGUAAACAAAAAGAUGAAAUCAGCAACUGCAAAAUAUAAGGGUUGAGAGAGUGCAAAGCAAAGCAAGAUUAACAAUGCAUACGGAAGACAUUAUAAAAAGGAAACAUAAUGGAAGCGGAACUGCGAAAAAAAAAUAGAAAUUAUAUAUUACAAUUAUUUAUGUAUAGAUUACUAAUUUUAUAAAACAGUAAACAUUCAAACAAAUCAUAUACACAUUUAUACAAAUAAGGAAAUAUUAUCCCUUCCCACACCAAAAGGUACACAUUCGUCCAAAAGGAUUUCACACAUACAAAACUAAACAUCCAAACGGAUCCUAAUGAAUUUCUCAAAUUUGCUCCUAAGUAUUUUCUUUUAUAAGACUACCUAUAUAAAGAAAGACACACACACACUGUGGAAAAUUACAUAAAUGGCUCAUAUUUAUUGAAAUAAUAAACAAUGGCAAACCCCUGCAACAAUAAUAAAAGAAAAUUUUAAAUUAUAAUUAUUAUAAAAUACGAAAAGGCGUAAGCUAUUGAAAUACGAAGAAAUUUUAAAAGGAGCACGAAUGGGAAUACAGUAACACUUUGAAUUGAAUGUGUGAGUGAAUGAUUGCAGAGGGCAUGCAAAUGCAUAUGCGCGCGUUGAGUUAAGCAACAGUUUAGCUGGAAAAGUAUUGAAUAAGGUGUGGUUGAAGGGUCGAUCGAUUCGGUUCGUUUGCCGAAUCGUAAUGGUGAAAUACAUUCGAAUGCACUUACUCAAUUGUUAUGAUUAUUAGAGAAAAAACGUAUAACAAGAAGAAACACAAGAGAACAGAUACAA
This is a messenger RNA of Anastrepha obliqua, 3672 nucleotides long. RefSeq names its product ATP-dependent RNA helicase bel (gene bel). Bases 455 to 2809 code for a protein of 784 amino acids. Gene Ontology annotation, molecular function: ATP binding; RNA helicase activity; RNA binding. Lineage: Eukaryota; Metazoa; Arthropoda; Insecta; Diptera; Tephritidae. Gene Ontology annotation, cellular component: P granule; nucleus. The transcript is spliced from 5 exons. The record is from RefSeq and is a predicted model, not a curated record. Gene Ontology annotation, biological process: gamete generation; cell differentiation.